AUGUCGACCCUAAAUGUCGCAGUAAUUGGUGUCGGACUCGUUGGAAAAGAAUUCCUGAACCAACUUGCGUUUGUCGGCGCAUCCGAUUUGUCCAGCCGGCGCAUCCGACUCAUCUACGCCUCCAAUUCGAAACGUGCGCUCAGGGAAGAUAGCAAAGGACUUGAUCCUGCCUCCUGUUCCCAGCGACUUGCUGAUGGAGAGGGUGAAGAAGUUGCAUUGGCCGAACUGCCCCGUCUUCUUGAGUCUACCAUCGUCGAUAGACACAGGACGGUUAUAGUGGAUAACACAUCUUCUGAUUAUGUUGCAUCACUAUACCCGGCGUUCCUCCAGAAAGGGUUCGACGUGAUUACACCCAACAAAAAGGCAUUCUCGUCCAGCCUGAAGUUGUAUAACGAUAUCAUUUUUGCGAGUCGGUUCAAAGAGGGUGGAAAAUAUUUAAAUGAGAGCACUGUUGGUGCCGGCUUGCCUAUCAUUGCCACUCUCAGGGACUUGGUGGCCUCUGGCGACGAGGUCAUUAAAAUUGAAGGCGUCCUUUCCGGAACGCUGAGUUACAUCUUCAACGAAUACUCCACCCCCUUGGGUGAAGGCCCAAGUUUUUCCUCCAUUGUCGCACAGGCUCGAGAGAAAGGUUAUACAGAACCACACCCAGGCGACGACCUCAACGGUGCUGACGUUGCGCGCAAGCUGACAAUCUUGUCGCGAAUGAUCCCCUCACUCAGAUCUCACCUCCCCGAGGGGUACAAAUCCGUCUCAAUCACCUCGCUCGUCCCAGACGCGCUCGCUUCCGUCACGUCUGGAGACGAAUUCGUCGCGCGCCUUCCCGAGUAUGAUGCCGAAUUCGAAAAGCUUCGUGAAGAAGCAAAGAAAGAGGGGAAAGUACUGCGAUACGUCGGUGUGAUUGACGUACAGGCUAAAGUUGUUAAAGCUGCGCUAGAAAAGUACCCAGCAAACCAUGCAUUUGCGACAUCAUUACAAGGUUCUGAUAACAUUAUCGCGUUUCACACUAAACGCUACAGUCCGAGGCCGAUGAUCGUCCAAGGUGCCGGAGCUGGAGCUGCUGUGACGGCAAUGGGAAUCAUGUCCGACUUGCUCAAAUUACUGUAG
Serendipita indica DSM 11827 is the source of this 1104-nucleotide messenger RNA. The record is from the annotation of a GenBank genome assembly. NCBI's taxonomy places the organism in Eukaryota, Fungi, Basidiomycota, Agaricomycetes, Sebacinales, Serendipitaceae.